AUGGAAUCUAUCUACGAGGAAAUAAAGUCAGGAGACGACGGGUGCCUUCGUCGUUUGCUAGACUCCUGGGAACUAAAAACAAAGACGUUUUAUGGAAACCUCUGCGAUCAAUUGUCUUCGUCAGAAAAUUUCAAUAGUUUCAAGAAACUUUACGACCAGGCUUUAGCGCCAGAAGCACCCAAUGGCGAUCUUAAUCCUAUUGAAGAACAGUUAUAUGCUGUGCUUGGGCUUCGCGCUGCUCUUGAGACAGAAGUGAAGUCUUUGGAGGAACUGCGCUACGAACUAGAGGAUUCGGCCUCGGACUUUCAGGUGCGAAUUAGCUUGGAACACUCAAUAGCUGCCCGUCGCGAGCUGGAAAAUGAACUUCGUUCCACCAGGUCACGUGUUAACGAACUGGAAGUACAAAAUCAGAUUCUCAACGCCGAGAUGUUGGGCCUGAAGAGUAAGUACGAUGCGGACCUGGCCGAGGCAAAUACACGUGUACGGAUGGCCGAGAAGGCGAUUAUCGCGGCAACUCGUCGUUCUGGUCCCCCGGCAGCCUCCGCUGCCGCCGUUGCCACUAAACAAAACAGUUCGGCCUCCGAGACUUCAUCUGGCCAAACGACUGCGACAACAGAAUCUACUCGAUUAUCGUCAAGACCGCCCGACCACUCCAAUGUGUCUGCGCUCUCUUCAAUGUCUCGGUACCGCUCGCUGUCGGAUAAAUUCAACGUGAGUACGAGGCUUUCAUCUGUACCUUUGUAA
Messenger RNA from Dibothriocephalus latus, 744 nucleotides. Lineage: Eukaryota; Metazoa; Platyhelminthes; Cestoda; Diphyllobothriidea; Diphyllobothriidae. The record is from the annotation of a GenBank genome assembly.